AUGGCUUCGUUUUCAGGCAGCAGCAGAGGCGGCUUUGCUCCACGCAGAGGGCGAGGGCGAGGCCGCGGAGGAAGCGCUCCAUACUUCGCGCAAAACAGGGAGCAGGUGAAGCCCGAUCUCGAGAAAAACCCGCUUGGAGACGUUGUGAAAGUGUUUCGCAGCUCCGAUCUGAGCCUGAAACCAAUCGACUUGGCGGAGAUAUCGAAUUGCCAACAUGUCGCGUCGUACAACUGGCUCAACGACGAAGUACCUACUAUCGUCGUUCCAGGUAAACCUCCGCGCUGGACACCACUCCAGGCUCCACAGCGUUUGAAGGAAGACGACGGACAGUACUUCCGCGACCCCAAUGCUGCAAAGUAUCCCGACUUCCCAAUGGCGCCUGUCGUUCAUGCCAUUACGGAGACCAAUCCCGAAUUCGACGCCACAAACACCGAUCUUUUCGCAUGCGGAAGCACCCUCGGGAACCUCCUACGCUUCGCUCGUGGCAUUGACAAAGCCUUCCGGUUCAACAUUGAGGUCAUCGGAGAGAGUGUCUUCUUCGUUCGAAAGGAGAACGACCCCAGAGAAGUUAUCAAGGAUAUCAGAGGCUUUGGUCAUACGUUUCCAGAAGCAUACACCACAUGGGAGCAUAGUGUCAAGGGCUCCGAGACACACCAGCGCAUCAUACGAUAUGAGUUUGGCGGCUUGGAGUGUCUUGUACGCUUCGAAAGCGACGGCUACAUUGAUGACUCCCUAGCAGUCCGUGAUGUCGCGCCCGCACACACUGCUGGGGACCAAGAUGAGCUUCUGCAAGCAUUCCAGCAAGCAGCCAUCGGCCGUCCGCCCAGCAACCCGAUGGGUAAGCCUGAAGAGAUCAAGAUCGGACACGGCGGAUCUGCAGUACCGCAUCACUCCAUUUUCGACCUGAAGACGCGCUCAGGCAAAUAUAAGAAACCCAUCGACAUGACCGACAUCUACCCGGCGCUCUGGAUGAAACAGAUAUCCAACUUCAUCGUUGCCUACCACGACGGCCAUGGCCUCUUCGAAGAUAUACAGGUACGAGAUGUCAAGAGCGAUGUGCGAGCCUGGGUGCGAGAGAAUAGAGACGGCAUCCGCCGCUUCGCAACACUCCUCAAUGAGAUCGUCGACAUCGCCAAGAGCAGCACAAACAAGUUGCUCGAAGUGUAUUGCCCCGGAGCGGAUCGUCUAGAGAUCCGAAAACAGUAUGGCGACGGCGUACACGCGUUGCCUGCAGACUUGGUCGAAAGGUGGGAGAAGACGGAGUUUAAUGUCUCCUCCACUCUGGAUGAUGCUUCGGACGAGGACGAUUACAAUGACGGUGGUGUCGAUCUUGAUGUAAGGUAUGGAUUUGGCAGUGGCUACGACGACUCGGAGUCUGAGCCAGACUACACUGCCUGUUCUGCUGACGACUGUGGGUACUGUGGAAAGUGCACGUACUAA
Messenger RNA from Alternaria ventricosa, 1440 nucleotides. RefSeq lists its product as uncharacterized. The record is from RefSeq and is a predicted model, not a curated record. Bases 1 to 1440 code for a protein of 479 amino acids. NCBI's taxonomy places the organism in Eukaryota, Fungi, Ascomycota, Dothideomycetes, Pleosporales, Pleosporaceae. The transcript has 2 exons.